Molecule: messenger RNA, 708 nt
Organism: Vombatus ursinus (common wombat)
Lineage: Eukaryota; Metazoa; Chordata; Mammalia; Diprotodontia; Vombatidae
Product: neuferricin
Exons: 3
Coding region: 187-642 (151 amino acids)
Source: RefSeq, a predicted model, not a curated record
CUGGGGUGAUCCCUCCCUCUUGUAGCCCGGGGCCUCAGGAUGCCCUCCUCAUCCCCAGGUGUUUGUACCACCAAGUGACCUGUGCUCUGCCCUGCUGCAGGUCGAGAUGCCUCUCGAGCCUUUGUGACCGGGGACUUCUCGGAGAAGGGACUGAGCGAUGACGUGUCAGACUUUUCUCCUGCACAGAUGCUCAUCCUGCAGGACUGGCUGUGGUUCUAUGAGAAGAACUAUGUGUUCGUAGGAAAGCUGAUUGGGAGGUUCUACGAGGAGAAUGGAGACCCCACUCCUGCGCUGCUCCUGGCCGAGGCCACGGUGGCCCAGGGAGUCUCGGCCAGGGCGACAGAAAACCAACAGAGGCAGCAGUUCCCCGCGUGUAACUCGGAGUGGAGUUCAGGCAGCCCGGGCCGGUUCUGGUGCUCCCAGCAGAGUGGAGGCGUGAGCAGGGACUGGACAGGGGUCCCCAGGAAGCUGUAUCAGCCCGGCGGUAAGAAGCCACGAUGUGUGUGUGUGAGAACCACAGGCCCCCCCACCGGCCAGACAGGCUCCACCGGCCAUGGCGACCGCGGAGACCUGGACAACCCGAGCCUGCAGGAGUACACAGGCUGCCCACCACUGGCCAACAGCUGCAUCCUGCAAGACUAAGGCCUUGGGGCCUUGUCAGGGAGCCCCACCCAGAGGAAGGGGUCCCUGAGCUCUGGGAGGGAAGGA